GCGGCAGCUACGUAAAGUAAUCGGAAAUCUCUUUCCUUCUCGUUGUGACGACUAUCUCACUAGCGCUAGUUGAUAAAUCACACUCGCAUUUUUUUCAAUAUUUUCAAACAUUCGUCUGCGAUUUCUUGCUCAGUCGGUGGACUUUUAUUUUUGUAGUAGAAUUUAGUACAAUGGAUUCAGCUUUACGUGAACAAGUAAUGAUAAAUCAAUUCGUAGUAGCCGCAGGAUGUGCACGAGAACAAGCAAAACAGUUGCUCCAAGCCGCCCACUGGCAAUUUGAGACUGCACUUUCAAUAUUCUUUCAAGAAGUGGCCAUCCCAUCAGGAGCUAAUGGCAUAGCCGCUCCACACUAUCGCCAGCAACUAAUGACACCAUGCAAUACGCCGGCGACGCCGCCGAACUUCCCCGACGCCCUUGCGGCGUUCUCACGGUUGUCGACGACGGGGAGCCCUAACAACGCUAGCAGCAGCACCGGUGGAGCGGCCCCACCGGUCUCACCCCUCGCCACACACCCUCCACCACCGCUACCACCGCAAAUGCAAAUGAAUUCAUUUUCUGGUGCCCCAAACCCUCAAAGCACUAACUACUCAUCGCUUUCCUGCUCAACUGCAGUUAGUAUUCCUACUAAUAUAAACAACACAUUACGAAACAUACAUUAGAUACAUAUUAAAUUAUUCAUAUUGAUCAACGUCACUUAUUUCUAAACUACGUUCUGUCCUUUACAUUUUGACACACACUUUUAUUGUUAACUAUUGUAGAUGUACUUGCCUAAGCAGUCGUAACUGGUU
This is a messenger RNA of Hyposmocoma kahamanoa, 788 nucleotides long. RefSeq names its product UBA-like domain-containing protein 1. The transcript has 3 exons. Lineage: Eukaryota; Metazoa; Arthropoda; Insecta; Lepidoptera; Cosmopterigidae. The record is from RefSeq and is a predicted model, not a curated record. The coding region runs from base 171 to 659 and encodes 162 amino acids. Gene Ontology annotation, molecular function: protein binding.